AUGUUUUCCACUACAAGAAGUUCAAGAAUCAUGAGACUCGCAAGACAAGAAAAUAAGUGCAGAUAUUCAGACGAUAUUGGAGUAGCAGUGAAGCAAGAUGCUGGAUCAGUAAUGGACAAAAACAAGCAUUAUGAAUAUUAUGGAUGCCCUAAUUUUGAAUCAGCAGAUAUGAGUGAAGAUAAAAACCAGCAAAACAGCAAACUUCAUUGUCGAGACUAUAGAUGCCAUUUGAUGAAAUCUGCUCAUCUAAAUCCUCCUGAUUUCUUAGUUCCGAAAGAAACCAAUGUUUUCAAUCCCACCAUUCAUGACGUGCCAUCCGACGAUAUGUGGAAACAAAUUUUCACCAAUGAUACACCCAAUAAAAACAUGUUGGCUUCGCUAUCUGGACUGGAUGAAGUAGACAAUCAACCAUCUUGUUCUUUUUAUGGUACCUCUAGCAACCAAAUGAACACUUAUGAUAAAAAUAAUGUAGAAGAGGAUAUUUACCUUUCGUCAUCUGAAAAUGAUCCAUUUGAGACGGAUGAAGACUCAGAUUACGAAGAAGAUUCUGAAAUCGAAGACGAUAGUGUACAAAAUCUACCAAUUAGAAAACAGAAACGGAAAUGCAUUAAACGAUUUACACAGAAAGAAAAAACGAGGAAAAGAACAAGAAAUGUGACUACAUGGAAAAGGAAUGAAAUAAAAUUGGCAAGAAAUUCAGGCAAAGAAUACCUAGACUGGAAAGGAAAUACUCACAGUGCAAGAAAGUUGAAAGAUCCAUGUAAAAAUUGCAAAAAGAAAUGUGUAGAGAGAAUCGGUCAUACCGAACGAGAAGAAAUCUUCAAAGAAUUUCCGUUUGUCAAAUUUUCUUUCUAA
Molecule: messenger RNA, 855 nt
Organism: Acanthoscelides obtectus
Lineage: Eukaryota; Metazoa; Arthropoda; Insecta; Coleoptera; Chrysomelidae
Source: the annotation of a GenBank genome assembly